ACCUCCACGUCCGCUCGGGAAUACCGGCGAAGGCGGGCUCCCGUCGGAAGUUGGCUUCCUUUUACUUCCUCCUUCCGGUUGGCGGUUUUUUAUGACAACAAUAUCCAGUUUUGCCGUGUUGCUACACUGGAGUUUCUUGACCUCUUGGGAUUCUCCCCUAUUAGAUAGCAAGAAGGAUGUUUGAAAAUAUCAAAUCUUGGGCUGAAUAUAUUGUAGAAUGGGCUGCAAAAGAUCCAUAUGGAUUCCUUACAACAGUGAUCCUUGCUCUAACACCUCUAUUCUUGGCAAGUGCAGUGCUAUCAUGGAAACUGGCAAAAAUGAUUGAAGCUAAGGAACGGGAACAAAAAAAGAAACAAAAACGCCAAGAAAAUAUUAUAAAAGCUAAACGAAUAAAGAAGGACUAAGAAUUCAAUUUCACUGGGCCAAUUUUUUCUGGCAAUGCACUGUUACUAUAUAUGUACCUUUUUUUGUUAUUGUAUCCUUACAGAAAUGGGACAUGGCAGAUUUUUUUCCUGGAAUAAUGUAUGCUUAAUUUGUGCUAUUAAACUCUGUGGUCAUGAACUUUAAUUGCUUUUUUAAGAAAUCUGAUUUUUUUUCUAACCUGGGAUAUAAGCAAAAUGUAAGUUUAUAAUGUAUAACAUAACUAUAUAGAUAUGAAUUAUUAUUUUCAUUAAAAUCUGUCUUAUGAUUUUAUACUACAGAAAAUAAUUGUUUAAUAAUUUGCAUAUAAUUUUGUUGUAUUGUAAAAUUUUCCUACAUUAUGAAGAAUCCUGAUUUCAUACUGAAAACCAGUAUUUUCACUAUUCCUUAGCAUAAUGGUUUGUAAGAAUCAGAUUGUCUCAAUUAUACAAUCCAUGAUAGCUUAAAAUUAUCAUUCGAGAGAUUAUCCUUGUUAAAUGUAAAUGACAGCAACCUUAUUUACAAAGUAUUUGGAAAAAAGAACAUAAAAUAUGAUUACUGGAAUAGUCUGUGCAUAAGCCAUAGCUGUUGGAUAAUACUUUCUCAUUUGUGUUACAUUAUAUUUUUGAUGGCUACACUCUGAGGACAAAGCAAUAGUGAAUGUGUCCAGUUGAAUGUAAGCAAUCACUAAGUCUUGUAACAACCAGAAUGAAUAGUUACAAAUGCUCUCACAUGUUUAUUAGUUAAGCUAAAGCAGACUGAAGGCAAAUUUUAGGGACUCUUGGCCAAUUCAGGCCAAAUGGCAAGCAUCAUUCUCCCUGUAGCAAGCCCUUUCAGCUGCUUUCACAAAGUUGCUAUAGAAGCUUCUUAUUCUAAAUUAUGGCUCCCUAUAAAGUCAGUACCUUGCCUGUGAAGGCAAAGAUUCAUGCCUGGUGGGCAAACGAUUAGCAAUUCCUUUUAUAUAUUUCUAGUCAAGCCUUCCCUUGUUUCAGUUCUUUAAAAACCAAGGCUUCUUAAGAUCAUCUUUGAAAAUCUUGUAACAUUUUGAAGCCUAUUUUUUUAGAUCCAGUUACUUAUAAAUAUAACAGAGGUAUCUUAUUUAUGACAUUGGUUUGGUGAAAUUAUGAUUACUAAACCAACAUUGGUUUACUGAUCUAAGAAUAAAGUUAGGGAUUAUGUAGGAUAGGAAACUAAUAAAUGCAUCUCCUGAUGCAAAGGAUGCCAAGCACAAGUAUGCAUUUUAAACAAAAUGUAUAGGACAUUUAAAUAUGCUCAUGAUUACACAUUGCUAUUGACUUGUUAAGCUAUGAAACGUUAAAUUUCUACUUUAAAUAAAUAAUGUUAAAAUUAGCUUUGUAACUUGCACAAGUCCUGACAUUUAUUUACAGUGGGAAAUUUUUAACUGUAGUGUAUCCCUUUCUAAAUAAUUUAUUGUGUUUAGUGACAUUUAGAACCUUGUCAAAAUCUUAUUAGACAUAAUUAGCGAAUAAAUAACUAUAGCAUUGCUUACUUUUCAUAAAUAACAUUUUGGAUCCACUUCCAUAAACAAAUCAUUUUUUAAUAUGUUAGGAGAAGCUGUGAACUUAUGUGAAUGACUAAAUUUCAACAUUAAGCAGUUU
This is a messenger RNA of Protobothrops mucrosquamatus (brown spotted pit viper), 2018 nucleotides long. RefSeq names its product small integral membrane protein 15 (gene SMIM15). The transcript is spliced from 3 exons. Lineage: Eukaryota; Metazoa; Chordata; Lepidosauria; Squamata; Viperidae. The record is from RefSeq and is a predicted model, not a curated record. Bases 177 to 404 code for a protein of 75 amino acids.